Molecule: messenger RNA, 956 nt
Organism: Sceloporus undulatus (fence lizard)
Lineage: Eukaryota; Metazoa; Chordata; Lepidosauria; Squamata; Phrynosomatidae
Product: CCR4-NOT transcription complex subunit 1-like
Exons: 4
Coding region: 230-733 (167 amino acids)
Biological process (GO): nuclear-transcribed mRNA catabolic process, deadenylation-dependent decay
Cellular component (GO): CCR4-NOT core complex; P-body
Molecular function (GO): molecular adaptor activity
Source: RefSeq, a predicted model, not a curated record
GUCAUUUAUCCAGCAUUCCCUCAUUAACCCAGAGGUUUUCUGUUUUGCUGACUACCCCUGUCACACUGUUGCCACGGAUAUCUUGAAAGCACCACCCGAAGAUGACAAUCGGGAAAUUGCCACUUGGAAGAGUCUGGACUUGAUUGAGUCUCUGUUGCGGCUGGCAGAGGUGGGGCAGUAUGAACAGGUUAAGCAGCUCUUCAGCUUCCCUAUCAAGCAUUGCCCAGAUAUGUUGGUAUUGGCUUUACUACAGAUCAACACUUCCUGGCAUACUCUGCGGCAUGAACUCAUCUCCACACUGAUGCCCAUUUUCCUUGGCAACCACCCCAACUCUGCCAUCAUCUUGCAUUACGCUUGGCAUGGGCAGGGCCAGUCUCCUUCGAUUCGCCAGCUCAUUAUGCACGCUAUGGCAGAAUGGUACAUGAGAGGGGAACAGUACGACCAAGCGAAAUUAUCACGUAUUUUAGACGUGGCCCAAGACUUGAAGGCUUUGUCAAUGCUGCUAAAUGGUACCCCGUUUGCCUUUGUAAUUGACCUUGCUGCACUUGCCUCUCGACGGGAAUACCUCAAAUUAGACAAAUGGCUCACAGAUAAAAUCCGGGAGCAUGGGGUAAAGCAGGAUUUUCUUAAUUAUUUUUUGAUGGUAACAGUCACUUCUAAAAAAACCAGCAACAACAUUGUUGCCCUAAAAUUGAUAUAUUCAAAAAAUACAGUUUUCAGCAUGCGUUCUUGAAUUAAUAUGUUCAACUGGUGCAGUGGUUCUUAACCUUUUCUUUACCAGGGGCCCCCUUGAAAUAUCAUUUGUUGCCACGGACCCCCUAAGACUUAACUCAGUGUAUGAAACCCUAACAUGCAUCAAAUACUGUACUUGACACUUUGACUUGGGACGGCUGGGGUUGCCUUUUGUUCCAGCUGAAGGAGAAAGAGGCAAGGAGGGCAAGUGAACCCUCCUGGGG